Ooceraea biroi (clonal raider ant) is the source of this 3743-nucleotide messenger RNA. RefSeq lists its product as uncharacterized. Gene Ontology annotation, cellular component: membrane. The record is from RefSeq and is a predicted model, not a curated record. Lineage: Eukaryota; Metazoa; Arthropoda; Insecta; Hymenoptera; Formicidae.
GGCAGCGCGAUGUGAUCGCCGACGCUCGUCGCGGCAUUGACGGUUCACUGACGCCGAUUAACAGGCCCGUCGGGGAAGGGAUCGCCGCCGUCAGGGCACCGAGACAGGCCAGAAUUAUGAGGAGAUAACAGAGGCAGAAUGAGAUACAGCAGCAGCGGUAAUCUGUUCGGUUAUGCGGUCCUCACGUUCACCCUCACCCGCCUCAAGGUACACGCGGAAGGCAGAGUUGCUUGUAAAGAUCAACAUGGACGUUCUUAUGAAAGCGGUUACCACUAUAUUCCUGGACCUGAACCGUGUACCUUCUGCAUUUGUGAUAAUGGUAAUCCAACACUGUGUAAAGCGUUCAUUUGCAAAUUUAUCGAGGAGAAUUGCAAAUCCUUCCGUCGAGGUGAUACCUGUUGCGAAUUUAUUUGUCUGGACAACACAUUGUUAUCUAACGACAAAACUGACGGAGGGGGAAGCAACGUAAUAGAUGGAAGCGCAAAUUAUGAUAUAGGUUUACGAUCGGUUGCCAGUUUUGUGACAGCAAUAUUUUCACUAAGUCUGUUGUUUUUCUUGAUACAUCGUUUGCGCCAACGUAAAAUACAAGUAUGUGGUGUACCAGUUUGUGUGGCAGGCCGGGAAAGCAGACAACUUGGAGAGGACCAAAGAAGUUUAGGUAAUAUGGGAUACUUGGACAGAAGCGGAUUGCCCCAUGGGGUUCCCAUGGAUGACAUACCUUGCGGGACGGGCUACUCGCUGUGGAAGCCACCUGGCAGCAAUUAUUUCCCGCGUGGAGAGGCUCCACCUCCUUAUGAGGAGGCGAUAGCCGCCGCAAGGGCGGAACAGGCGUUGUUAUCGAUGAAUCCGCAUACGCUGUUGUCAAUGAACUUCUCGGAUAAUUACAUGCCGAACGCUAACAAUCACACGGGCGUGGCGAUUGUCACUGACGCGACGCAAAGCGAAUUAACCGUGAACAUGCAAGCAUCAUCCAAUGAUAGUCACAUAAGCACACCCUUGAUGUCUUCAUCGAGCAGGCCGCUCUCUAGUCCCAGCAUGUACACUGCUAAUUAUCGACCAAUGAGCCAAAGCAGCGCGACGUCCACCAUCGAUCUGAACACGAGCACCUCGACCACGAGUUUCACCAUGGGAACAAACACGUAUGAGAAUCUGCCCAUCAUCCCAUCGGUCGGCAUGGCGAAUCAUCUCAAUGAUAGCCAACAACAUUCUGGCGUGGCCAGUACCGUCACGCAGCCACUGCUACCGAUAUCGCAUUCGACUAUCCCCAAAAGUUAUCGCCAACACGCGGCAAUGUUUCCGCGUCAGGGCGACAACGGCGGCGGCGGCGGCGCGUUCACAAUAUCGGCGACUCUGUCGAACUCGGACGUGUCUUCCCAUCGCACGAUCCCAAGAACGCUGACCACCCACGUCACCAGCAGAGCGAAGGACGUCCUGACCGAUUGCUCGACGAAGGACUACCUGCGAUUGUCACCGAGCAACGUCGCGGCGCCGCAGGGUCUACCGCACUCCGUACAACUAUCCGCAACUGCCCCGAGUAAUUAUAGAAAUAUCAAAGACUCGGACACGUUUUAUACAGAUGCUCCCGUAGCGUCAGCGUCCGGUCUAGUGCAACCCGAAACGUAUACGAUCGACACGGUGGCCAUGUGCGAGAAGACGUACGAUUUUAAGCCUUCGUUGAGCGUAGCUAACGAGAUCAACGAAAGCGGUAGCUUCGAAUCGUGCAACUACAGCAUGCAAGCGUUACCGACUCUACACGACGAUGCGGACGAUUAUCGGAGCGAGUGCGAGAACUGCAAGAGCGCGACGGGCUCUCGCUAUUACUUGGAUAACGAGGACGAGCUGGUUACGUCUCUUCACGAAACGAUGACGUUACAGAGAAGACCGGACGAAACAAGUGCCACACCACAGUAUUAUAGAACUUCACUUACACUGCCGACGAGUACACGCCAACGUACGAGGAUUGCCGGAGCUCGGGAGAAUUGGUUCAACACGAUGCCAGAAAGUUCUAGCGGAUCUUCCGACGAAAACUAAGUAUUACGAGAAAGAAUAGAAGAACAAUGUUAAAUGAGCAAAUAAGAUUAUUAUACACACACACGCACACACGUACACAUACAUAGUACCUAUAUAUGUUAUACAGUAUAAAGUUAUAAGUAUUCAAGCCACCUAUACAGAGUGUCCCAGAAUUAUUGCGCUCUUCCUCUUGGAUAAGACUGUUGAUUGAACCGGUUGGAUUGAAUUGAUCGAUUAUCGAUACACAGUGCAUCAAUCAUUUUUCCGUUACCUCAAGGUCCGGAGCCAAAAAAUAUUUAGACUUGUAUCAUAUUUGUAUCAUAUUUGAUGACGGGGAGGAGAGAGAACUCUCCCGAACUGUCGCAAGUUUUGCCAUUUGCAUUUGAUGGCACGGUGGCAAGUCUUAAGUCUUCCAAAAUUUUCAGCUUCUCUAUUCUUCAUGUAAUAUUCGAGAGAAACUGUCAGUUCUUGGGACAUCCUCUAUAGCGACCGCCGUAAUUAUCAUCGUCACCGUCAUCCUCAUCGUUACCGUCAUCGUCACCUUAUUAUAAAUCUUAAUCUUAAUCAUCGUUGUCGUUAUUAAAUAACGAGAACUCGUGAAACUUCGACCGUGCGUCUUUCUACCUCCGAGUACUGAGGGAUUUCACAGUGAAAUCGCACGAGUUUCUACAUCGCGUAAUAUUAUUAAUAACCAUCAUUACCAUUGUCAUUGUCAACGUCGCAUCACACUGUUGUUACCAUGACAGUACCUUUUACGAAUUUUAAUUUACUCUUAACGAAGAAGAAAAAAAAUUAAUAAAAUUCUGUUUUACAUCCAAAGGAAAUUAUACAAAUUUUAAUAAUAGAACUUUAUUGUAAAAAGUAGAAUUAAACCAUAUCUGUACAUGUAUAUGAUAUACUAGGAUAGCCGUAAAGAAUGUAACAAGUCGUGAAACUCUUUCUUUCAUGAAAUGUCUACGGAUGUGAGAUUUUUGUUAAUAUAUUCCUUAAUUGUAUAUAUGAGUUGGGUUUUACACGAGACAGCGCUGUGAUAUUAUUGAAGGCCCACAGCCUGGGUGAAUCUCCGUGACUGAGAGUGAGGCCUGACGAUGGGAAAAUAAUUCAAGAACGUUGAUAUUCAUCGCCAAUCAUUUUCACGCGAAUAACGGGAAUAACGAGUAAAUAAUAAUUUUGCUAAAUUUUUGGUAGAGGAAGCUUAAUGUCACGUUCAUCAAAUGAAUCGGUGAUCCUUAUGCUUUGCUACUGUGUAGAUACGUGUAAAAAAACGAAAAACGGAAUUCGGCUGCGCUUUGUAACAUCGGAAAAAUCGCUUGUAAGAUUGGACGAAAAGACGAAAAGUGCCGAAAAGUGCUGACACAAGGCGGAGGAAUAAAAGUGAAAUUAUGACGAAGAGAUAUUUUAAUUGUAAAUUAUCUGUAUAAUUCGAGCGGGGGAAAGAGAAAGAUAAAUACGAGUUCGAGCUGCGUUUUGUUUCGAAUUUACGUUACGGCAUCUUUAGGGUCGGUAAGGAACGGUGCGAAAGAAAGCUUUUAUUUUAGUAUUAGAGUAUUUACGUGUCGUUCUCUGUCUUGGGAUCAUUCACACAAUGUUGACCGAACCAUAGUUCUUUGUGACUGUAACACGGAACUCUUUUGAGCUUCUUGAACAAAAAACUCUUGUGACUUCUUCUUAUUCAUGAUACUGUGAAAUACACAAAUGGUUAGCAAAUAAAUCUUCUCUUCUGAUUGCCAAUG